Chironomus riparius is the source of this 667-nucleotide messenger RNA. The record is from the annotation of a GenBank genome assembly. Lineage: Eukaryota; Metazoa; Arthropoda; Insecta; Diptera; Chironomidae.
AACCUUAACAUGAACUAGCGACAUCUACAGGAAAUCAAAAGAACCGCCCCGAAAAAGAGAUUCUGCAAAAAAAUUGUAAUUGAUCAAUAAGAAAAUUUCAAUUCAAUUUUUCUUCCAAUUAUCCAAGAUGAUACCAAAAGUUGCUAGAUUAUUUCGUUACCAACGAUUGCUAUCGCAGCAAAAUAGAAACAUGGGAGUUUAUUACAAGUCCGGAGCAUUGAAGGCAAUGCCACCAGUUAAUGCUUUCGGAAUAUUAGGAGUAUUUUGCACAAUGAUUCCUGGAAUAUUAUUAGGUGCAAUUAUUUCUAAGAACAUAGCCAGUUUUCUUGAGGAGAAUGACUUAUUUGUGCCAGAGGAUGAAGACGACGACUAAAACUCUUCAAAAUUACUAGAAAUUCUUUCUGCCAUUAAUCAAAUUUAUGUUUUUAAAAAACUAUUCUCUGCAUUUUUAAACUAUCAAUGACUUAAUCUUAUAAACGAAGGAAUCGUGAUGAAUCUUGGCUUAGUGCUUAGUCAUAGCUAAGCUGAAAAAAAUACUUAACAUUUUAGAAUGUUCGAAACUUUUAUCCUUACGAUUUAAAUAUGUUAAUGUUUUGAUUAUUUUUAUUGUUAUCGCAAUUGAAUACAAAAAAAUUGAAAAAAGAAGAAGUGACAAGCUAAUAGUGUG